Messenger RNA from Hippocampus zosterae (dwarf seahorse), 3536 nucleotides. RefSeq names its product iodothyronine deiodinase 2 (gene dio2). The record is from RefSeq and is a predicted model, not a curated record. Gene Ontology annotation, molecular function: thyroxine 5'-deiodinase activity. The transcript is spliced from 2 exons. Lineage: Eukaryota; Metazoa; Chordata; Actinopteri; Syngnathiformes; Syngnathidae.
ACUCGCACACACUGGAUGACUUUCGAAAUGUUGUGAUGACGUAGGGCUCACCUCCCCUGUCUUGCGCAUGAAGUUGGAAGCGUGCACGGUGCCGUGCUGAAGGCAUGUGGGCAGUGUCUGAGCCGCACCAGUGUGUGUCGCGGCGCGCUAUGGCCGGCAACUUGUAGCAGCUGUGAGCGAUCGCGUGCAAAGAGACAAGAUGGGGAUGGGCAGCGAAGAUGUGCUCGUGACACUCCAAAUAUUACCUGGUUUCUUUUCAAACUGCCUCUUCCUGGCGCUGUACGAUUCCAUGGUGCUGGUGAAGCGCAUUGUUUCGCUUUUAAGUUGCUCCAAGUCCGCCGGCUCGGGAGAGCGGCGUCGCAUGUUGACAACGGCUGGGCUCCGUUCCAUCUGGAACAGUUUCUUGCUGGACGCUUACAAAAAGGUCAAACUUGGCUGUGAGGCGCCUAACUCCAAAGUGGUGAAGGUGUCAGCUAGUCCUCGGUGGAGCAAAAAGGUUACCUUGACACCCGAUGAGCAACACAGUGCGCGGGUCCGAAAUCGAGAUGAAUGCCGCCUUCUGGAUUUUGAGUCGUCAGAUCGCCCUCUGGUGGUCAACUUUGGCUCAGCCACAUGACCCCCUUUCGUCAGCCACCUGCCGGCUUUCCGGCAGUUGGUGGAAGACUUCAGUGACGUUGCUGAUUUUCUGCUGGUGUACAUCGACGAAGCUCAUCCAUCUGACGGCUGGGUGGCCCCACCUGUGGGCUCUUGCUCUUUCGACGUGCGCAAGCAUCAGAGUUUAGAAGAGAGGCUGGGAGCGGCUCGCAAGCUGAUUGAUCACUUUUCCCUGCCCCCGCAGUGUCAGCUGGUCGCUGACUGUAUGGACAACAAUGCUAAUGUGGCUUACGGUGUGUCUAACGAACGCGUGUGUAUCGUUCAACACAGGAAGGUUCGCUAUCUGGGCGGCAAAGGGCCUUUUUUUUACAAUCUGAAGGAAGUGCGGCAGUGGCUGGAACAGAGUUAUGGUAAACGGUAGAAGUCAUCAAAAGCGGGUGAAGAAGAGGAACUACAGUAUCCUGCUUUUUUUUCUCCUUAAGAUGACCUUGUUUUUUCUUAGUGUCUGAAACAUGACAAAUGAACUGACUGGAAAAAAAAACUUUCAACGCUUCGUCGUGCCGAUGACAAAAACUUCUCUGCUGCCACAACUCCUGUUGAUUCCAGAAAUUGAAGAGAGAGAAAUCAUUGAGAGAGAAAUAACAACUUUUGUUUGGACAGCUGAUUAAGGAGGGUGUAUUGGUCUUUAAAUGUGUGUUUCCAUGAUAAUUCAUUGUAAUAAUUCAUGCAUACUUUUAUGUGGGCCUUUCUUAGCUCUGUGCCAAUUCAUACAUCAGGUCUUGGCCAUAAUUGUCAACUCUUCAAACUGCACUCAGUUUUUUCCAGACCAGUUAAGACCAUGCCUGGGUUUUCUGACAAUGUCAAAUUAAAAAGUCAUUGUUCUGCAAAAUUAAAACAAAACACUCUAAAGUGAUGUAACAUUUCUGCCAAAAAAAGUGUCCUCCAAAUCAGGACACUGAUCCUCCAAAUCCUCCAAAUUUGGCAAACUUCCUUGGUUGGUCAAAUUAGGUCACUGCAAUAUUUCCCCUUUGUGUCUCCACUCACUGGCACAUUCAGAAGGAUUGUAAAUGAGCAGUUCCGCCCCAGAUUCACAAUUCCAUCUCACCGUUAUUCUGACUGUUUUCUGGGUCCACUUCUUCAGACUUUUGUUCUCGGAUGGAAAGGCCUCAUAAUUUUCGUCUUCCAACCUCUCAUAAACUUGUGAUAUGUGAAACAUCUGGAGCAACUGCUCUAUUAACUCUCUCCUAUUUCAUUCUCUGUCGCUUCAUGCAUUCUUACGAGGCUCGAAAGUUCAGCCUGUUCCCUGUCAGAGCUCCACUUUAACUUUGCUCUUUUUCUAUUCAUUACUGGUUUACUUCUCUUAGAACAGACGUUUUAAAAUCUUUUCUUAUGAUGUUGUUUACCUGUUUUCUUCCCAUUUUGUCACAUUAUUUCUGCAUAGUUCUAGUGUCGUCUAACAAAUUGUCCUAAACAGUGUGUGUGUGUGUGUGUGUAUAUAUAUAUUUCCCAAACCAACAAUGGGGAUAUAAGCAUCAUUUGAAACCAAUGUCAAUCCUUUCUCACCUCCACCUAAAAACAAACAAACAAAAAAAACCAACGUAUCACAAAAUUCAGGUUUUGAUUCAUCAUACGCAUCCUGUUUUUCCCGCAAACGUGUAGGAGCAAAGGACACUAAACGGGGGCGCGAUGAAAAUGGGCUGUUUUAACAUUCUUGCUUUACCACUUGAAGUACUCAGCAGUAAGGAGUCAUGUUUUAACAUGAAUUUGACCAAACAGAUUCAGAUCUCUCCUUCCUAUUAAAAAGCCAGGUGCACUCACGUUGGCAUUUUAAGGAUGGCGAGUGCAUGUUGCAGGGUUUCAAGUGAGGGUGGGGGGGGGGGGUUGUUGUUCAUAGAAAACAAAUGAAGAACUGGACUUCAAAGGGUUAUGCAGUAAUACCGUACUCAGUAAAUAUAAAUUGUGGGGUUAGGGUUAGUGAAUAGCUAUUCAUAGAGCGUUUAUAAUAUAAAUAGUAGAUGACAUCAUCACCAAAUGGGAAACCUUUUACAUUGCGCAUCUGGCGCCGCACACCUCGCCUCCUGCACAAAAAUGCUUUUGUCAGAUGAAGACGACACAUAAAUCACCUCGAUUGUUGACUCGCCCCACUCAAAAAGCUUGUUGAAGGAAAUGUUGUAUUUCAUCCGGUUUGUGGAUAAUAAUUCAGGGCCUUUCACGCUUGAAAUAUUCAUGUCUGUUGUUUAUGUUAAUUUAUUGGCGAAACUGCAAGUGUGCUUAAGUGGAAGCCAGCGGAAAAUUCCAUGACGGUCAUUAAGAGCAAAAUUACGGGCAACAAGACAAGUUUUGACGACUCUUUGAAUGGGUACUUUAUCUACGCAAUUACAUAUCCAUUCCAUGUUUGUUGUCUUGCCUUUUGAAACGGGUACCUUAGCAAGCUUCUUCGUCUUAAAACACGGUUUCAGUUAAAUGCGGCUUAGGCAGAAUUUUAGUGCAUAUCUGACGGUGUCUGCGAUCCGUUGUCUAGUUGGUUGAUUACUUUCCCUUUCAACUGCUCUCCCUGACAAAAAGACUUUGGCAGUGAACCAAUUUAUCAUGCCGGUCGAAGAGCUUGUUGUUGAUCUGUGUUAUGUGUUUGGGAACUGGUAUCUGUCUGGUGUGAAUAUCCACUAAUCAGAUGCUUGGUCCUCCUCCGACUGAUGAUCAAGGUGUAUGAUGAAAACCUGCGAUGAAAGAGUGUCUCACUCAGUCUCUGGUUGGAUAGUAAACCACGCCUGAUCAGUUUUAGAAGGAACUGCAUCUGUUCUUUUAUGUCGAAGCUGUAACUUUUUUGUCUCGACAAACCAUAUUUUAUCAUCUAUUUUAAUUCAUGUUCAAUACAAUCCAUUCUUGUCUAUGUUUUGUUGUUGUUUUUGAGGGAAAUAAAGCGGAAAAUAAAGCCAAAUGUA